This is a messenger RNA of Chenopodium quinoa (quinoa), 1663 nucleotides long. RefSeq names its product replication factor C subunit 3-like. The record is from RefSeq and is a predicted model, not a curated record. Bases 155 to 1219 code for a protein of 354 amino acids. Gene Ontology annotation, molecular function: ATP hydrolysis activity; DNA clamp loader activity; DNA binding. Gene Ontology annotation, biological process: DNA-templated DNA replication; DNA repair. Lineage: Eukaryota; Viridiplantae; Streptophyta; Magnoliopsida; Caryophyllales; Amaranthaceae. The transcript has 11 exons. Gene Ontology annotation, cellular component: DNA replication factor C complex; nucleus.
AAAGUUGCAAAAUUAAUAAACGGAGGGAGUACUUAAUUGGUGCCCUGGUCUACUGGCAUACUCGCCACUUUCUUAUUUCCCGCCAUUCACCUCUGCUAUUUCUCUCUCUCCUUUCGUUCACGCCGUUCAUCUUCUUCUUGUUCAUCGCUUCACGAUGUUGUGGGUGGAUAAAUACCGACCCAAAAACCUAGACAAGGUUUUAAUUCACGAACAAACUGCCCAAAAUCUCAAAAAAUUGGUAACUGAGCAAGAUUGUCCACAUUUGCUGUUUUAUGGACCUCCUGGUUCUGGCAAGAAAACCCUAAUCAUGGCCCUUCUUAGGGAGAUGUUUGGACCUAGUGCUGAAAAGGUUAGGGUGGAGAACAAGGGAUGGAAAGUUGAUGCUGGGACUAGAACAAUUGAAAUUGAACUUACUACUCUAUCUAGCACUCAUCAUGUGGAGUUAAACCCAAGUGAUGCUGGGUUUCAAGAUAGAUAUAUUGUUCAAGAGAUUAUUAAGGAGAUGGCUAGAAAUAGACCUAUUGAUACUAAAGGAAAGCGUGGAUUCAAAGUGUUGGUACUUAAUGAAGUUGAUAAACUUUCAAAAGAAGCCCAGCACUCUUUACGAAGAACUAUGGAGAAGUAUAGUUCAUCAUGUCGGCUUAUUCUGUGCUGCAACAGCUCUUCAAAAGUUACUGAAGCAGUUCGAUCUCGUUGUCUCAAUGUGCGAAUUAAUGCUCCCAUGAAUGAAGAGAUUGUCAAGGUACUGGAAUUUAUUGGGAAGAAAGAAAGCCUGGAGCUCCCGCCUGGAUUUGCUGCUCGAGUGGCUGCAAAAUCCAAUCGCAGUCUAAGAAGAGCAAUACUACUGUUUGAGGCUUGCCGUGUCAAACAGUAUCCCUUUACAAAUAGCCAGGCGAUUCCCCCUAUGGACUGGGAGGAAUACGUCUCUGAGAUAGCAUCUGAUAUCAUGAAGGAGCAGAGCCCUAAAAGUCUCUUCCAGGUUCGAGGGAAGUUCUAUGAGCUACUAGUUAAUUGUAUACCCCCAGAAAUUAUACUAAAGAGGCUUCUUUCUGAGUUAUUGAAGAAACUAGAUGCAGAACUGAAGCAUGAAGUUUGCCAUUGGGCUGCCUAUUAUGAACAUCGGAUGCGUCUUGGGCAGAAAGCCAUAUUCCAUCUCGAAGCGUUUGUAGCCAAGUUUAUGAGCAUUUACAAGGGUUUCCUUAUUGCAACUUUUGGCUGAUGCUUGAGCUGGUUUUCUUUUUUGACGAGAAGCUUGAGCUGGUUUUCUGGUUUAUCUUGGAUGCCCCUCCCGUUGAACUAAAAUUGCCCUCUCUUAGUUGCCAACUUGCAAAUUACCUUUCAUGAUCACUGUCACCUUUUCUUUUUCUUUCUUCCGUUCAGUUUACUAGGCACCUCUGUUGAAAAAGGCAAUAGAACUAGUGUGCUGCCAAAUGCAACAAACUGCGAUUGCUAAAGUUUUUCGGCGUUGUAGCUUGUGUUUUUGGCUUUUUUUGUGGUUAAAGAGGGUGAAUUUUCAGGUGUAUAUUUGUAGCAUGUAUUGACAAUUGUUCUGUAGAUGGAUGAAAUGAAACAUAAAAGAUUGGGAGCCUUUUGCAAAUUUUCAUCUAUUUGCUUAACACAUGGAAAGUUUGCCAAUUCUAAUGUAUCAUUGAUUUUGAGUUGA